AUGUCUAACACAGUCGCCACUCUUACAGCUGUGGCUGAGAAAUGGGAACCCCGUCAAGCUUCCGAAAAGAACAUCAGCAUCCUCUCAACACCAGACGAGCAGUAUCGGAGACAAGGGUGGGAACUGGUGCGACAGAUAGUUGAAACCAACCAGAUUGAUCAGUUUCAACGAUUGCCCAGCGACCUAAGACGUUACCUCGAGUACAAAGAGCAAAUUAUCGCGAACUAUGGAUCGAUAAUGCGGUUUGUGGUCAAGGAAAGACUUCGAUGGGGAGACGGCAUUGCAGAGGACCUGAAGCCCAAGGGACGGCCGUUCGAGUAUGCUGAGGAUAUUCGGAUACUACACAAUGACUGGCCCUAUGGCUUGGCCCAUGGCAUCGUUCACUUGGUCGUGUGGACGAAGUUCGCGCUAGAAGACGACCCGGCGACAGAUGACCUCACGCCCCUCGCGAGGAAGGAAAUCGAUGAUUAUGUGAAAAAGACGUUUUGUUCGCAGAUAUCACCGAGCCAGGUCGUGUGGUUCAAGAACUGGAGAUCGCUCAAAUCAGUACAUGCCGUCGAGCAUUUCCAUGUCAUGCUGCAGAACCCGAAUCCAAAGUUUGUCCAAGAGAUUACAGGAGGAGAUGUGCCCUGGACGUUGAAAGGGAUCUGA
Messenger RNA from Aspergillus calidoustus, 651 nucleotides. Lineage: Eukaryota; Fungi; Ascomycota; Eurotiomycetes; Eurotiales; Aspergillaceae. The record is from the annotation of a GenBank genome assembly.